AUGCCAGAGGAGAAGAGCGGCAGUGCCGCAUCGGCACAGGUGCAGGGAGCGGUGCAAAGCAACAACGCCGCUGGGUCCACCUCUCAAAAGACGAAAACCAAAGGAUCUGACAUCUUCACAAGCCUGUCGACAAACGAAGCUGGCGUUCUUGCGCGCGCAUGUUUGCAAGCAGCAACACAACAGCACAAGACCAUUUUAGAGGGCACGCAGCCAGCCACCGGCCAACAACACGACACCUACGCUGAGAGGAUCCGAGCAAUCGCCGGCAAGCAUGGGAUCGAAAACAUCGGCACGCCUUGUGACGAACCUCAAAAGAAAAAUGGAGCACAGCAAUACGUCGCCAACAUGCUGAAGCAGCCCUUCACGGACAACAUCAAGGCCCUGCUUCAGGAUAUCUGCAGUUUGGUGAGCAACAAGAAGCAGAUGCCGUUAGACGACGUGAACAGCUUCCUUGAGAAGCUUGACGAUGUCACGCGCAAAGGGUUGUCCGAAGAACAGCGGCAGUUUCGACGCGAUUUGGAGUCAAGCGUAACCCUCAGCAGCGCUGCCGAAGAGAGGAAGAAGGACGCGGACUCAGCGCACAGAACAGUCUACGCGCAGCCGUUCUCUGCCGAGCUUCUCUGCCCGGACUGGCACAUGCACAACGAGGGGUUUCACAAGGCAAUCAACAAGGGCAUAAGCACAGACUUUGGCUUUCACGUUCCGAAGCGAGAGACGCGGUUCAAUGACAGCAUGAACGUGCCCCUGAUCAAGGCGUGUGCUGACGCAGCAGUGUAUGUCAAGAGCCACGCGUCGUUUGAGGCCGACCCCGCUGUUCAAGCGGACUACGUUGUGCAAAUGGCCUCAAACUACUUCUGCUACCCGUUGUUGCUUGAGCUCAAGACCGAUGACAGCAAGCAGACUCAGGAUGCUGCCAAGGCGCAGGUGCUGGAGUACGCAUCACGGGCCAUCAAGUCUGCGGGGCCGAAGUGGCGUGACUUGAAGGGGUAUUUGUUUCCCUUUGCCAUCACCGUCUGCAACGAUAAGGUGUCCGUGUACGCGUGCACGCUGGGCGACGAGGUGCACGGCCGCGAGGUGUUUCCCAGUGUCCUUUACACAAAACUUGGCAACACCACACUGAGCAGGCUUGGGCAUGUGAUUAAGUGGCUGGUCGACAAAGAGCACAUGGCGCUUUACGAGAAGGUUUCCGCCAUUGCCCAGGGCCGUCUCUCCACCCUUGAGGAGCACCCUAACGAGAAUGGCAGCGACAAGGAAGAAGCAGCCCAGUUAGAGUCCCCGCCGCCGCCGCCGCAGCAGCAGCAGCACGCACAGGCACCAGGCACAAAGACAGCCACAGGCAAAACCAAGCCCAAGCCCAAAACCCCAAGAAAGCAGCAGCAGCGUCAGCGUCAGCGUCAGGAGGCAAAGGGAGACAGGCCCGUGACUCGCAGUGUCUCCAGGGUGUCACAAACACGCGGUACCGGGCGUUCUGAUUCGGGCAAGAAGAAGGCCCGCCCAUCCACAGCACAGCGGCGUCAGCAGGCAGGCCGAAGCAGGAGCCCAACGCCGCCUCAGCGGCAGCGGCAGCGGCAGCAGCAGCAUGCACAGGCAGCAGGUUCCCCCACCACACCAGCAACAGUGCCCAAGCACACCAAGGCAGCCACCAAGACCGACACAGCAGACAGCGGUGAGGAGGAGCAGCGUCAUUGUGCAGAAGCGGAAGCAGCACGGGAAAGGUCUGCCAAAGUUGCCACGAGAUACGAGAUGCGCGUUUACAAAGGCGGCAAGGAGACUGUGUCGGUUGCACUGGUGAACGGCGAGGUGUUGAAGGUGUGCGGCGGCCACGAGAUUGGCGCUGCCAAGGAGGCUAGCAACGAACGGAAGGGCUGGGAACUCGUCUAUCCAGAGGAAACGGUGAAAGUGCACGAGCGGUCACGCCCCGUGUUUGCCUGUCCCGACCUAUCGAAGCGUAUGACGGGCACGGGCAUCAACGGUGAGCCGGCGCUUGAGGACACGGAUGCAGAUACCAAAGGGCACGGGCAUCGGCAGCCAGGAACGCGUCAGCAGGCAGGCCGAAGCAGGAGCCCAACGCCGCCUCAGCGGCAGCGGCAGCGGCAGCAGCAGCAUGCACAGGCAGCAGGUUCCCCCACCACACCAGCAACAGUGCCCAAGCACACCAAGGCAGCCACCAAGACCGACACAGCAGACAGCGGUGAGGAGGAGCAGCGUCAUUGUGCAGAAGCGGAAGCAGCACGGGAAAGGUCUGCCAAAGUUGCCACGAGAUACGAGAUGCGCGUUUACAAAGGCGGCAAGGAGACUGUGUCGGUUGCACUGGUGAACGGCGAGGUGUUGAAGGUGUGCGGCGGCCACGAGAUUGGCGCUGCCAAGGAGGCUAGCAACGAACGGAAGGGCUGGGAACUCGUCUAUCCAGAGGAAACGGUGAAAGUGCACGAGCGGUCACGCCCCGUGUUUGCCUGUCCCGACCUAUCGAAGCGUAUGACGGGCACGGGCAUCAACGGUGAGCCGGCGCUUGAGGACACGGAUGCAGAUACCAAGGGCACGGGCAUCGGCAGCCAGGAAGCGCUUGAGGCCGCGGCUGAACACCUCCUCAUUUUGUCGAAGAACGAUCUGUGUCACUGCGACAUCCGCUCGCACAACAUCCUGCACAACGGCUGCAUCGUCGACUUUGGUUUCCUCAGUGGCCCUAAAGGGAGCCUUCCCGGAUCCUAUUCCACAACGCUGCGGGAGCGCCCUCGGCGUGUGCUGCAUGGCAACGCACAAACCAUAACUCUGGACCUGGUUCUGGACUGGGAAUCGCUGCUGUUUUCGUACGUGUUCUCGCCCGACUCUGUCUCCGAUUCCAUGCUUCAACUGCUGAAGGGCAAGGCGUUCCUGCUGGAGUGGCUUGACGCCAAGCUGGCUAAGCUGGACAAGGACGACGAAAAGACAGCAGCACUGCUGCACAAGAUUAUGAAGCACGUUGCGCGUGCGUACUUCUGA
Molecule: messenger RNA, 2979 nt
Organism: Salpingoeca rosetta
Lineage: Eukaryota; Choanoflagellata; Craspedida; Salpingoecidae
Product: serine/threonine protein kinase
Exons: 8
Coding region: 1-2979 (992 amino acids)
Source: RefSeq, a predicted model, not a curated record